AUGUCAACAACACAAACAGACUCACCAAGUUAUUUAACAAACCAUGAUCCAAAGGCACAAAGAGAGGGAUUAAAGAAAAGAAAGAAAUUAGAAGGCGCAAAAGAAAGUAGUAGUCCAUUAAAUAAAUUACGUUCAGCAACCUUAAGAAAUGGUGGCACACCAUCAAAAUUAAAAUUUGUAGUUGAUUUGGGGUCAAAUUUGGGUAAAUCACCAAGUAAGUCAACAGCCAAUGCAUUAUCAUUACACUCUAGUGUGCCACAACAUAACAAUUAUGUACCAUCACCUACAGCAUCACCAAUUUUAUCACCACUAUCAUCAUUUUCAAAUACAAAUAAUCUCAGCUCUCCAAUAGUAAAUACACCAAACAAAAAACACAAUACAUUACAUAGAAAAUCAAUGAGAGCUUCAAUGCAGCUUAAAAUUGAUGAGGUUAUGAAAAUUUAUGCGCCAUUAUCUGGUUCAGAAUAUUUGAAUAAGGGUAAUGAUGCCAUUUGUUCAAAUAAAGAAAAUGAAUCAGAAUCAAACAAGAAUGUACUUUUAAAUUCACCAUCAUCAAGUCCAUCAAAAAAUAAACAACAACCACCACAACAUUCCACACCAAAUAAUAAUAAUAAUAAUAAUAAUAGCAGUAAUAGUAGUGGUUUAUCACCAGUUUUAAAUAAAUUAGUAUUAUCACCACCAUCCAAUAAAAAUUCACCAACUGCUGGUAGAUCUAGAAAAUCAAUUCUUAAUGAAAGAAUGAUGCAAAUUCGUAGAGAAGUUAUUGAAAAUGCAGAAUUUAUUCUCGCUAAAUUGGGUGAAUAUCAAAAAACCGUCUUAUCACUCCCAGAUAUGUAUAAUGUUACAAAUUGUGAUGUCAUCAACUCUGAAUAUGCAUAUCUUAUCACAAAUACUAAAGUUAUAACAAAAAUCCUUUCACCACUCGAUUCAAGCUCAAGCUCAGAAACUGGUACAGAAAUUAUUGCAAAUAAAAAUAAAUUAAAUCAAUCAAAUAACAUCAUCUCUACACCUUUAUCACCCAAAUCAAACCCACUAUCACCAACUAAAGAUUUAAAUGGAUUUGAUAUUGGAGGUGGCAUAACCAAUAACAAUAUCAAUAAUCACCCAAAUAGUUCACCAGUUUUACUUUCAUCAUCAUCAUCAUCUAUUUCUUCAGUUUCUACAUUAUCUUCAACCACUUCACCAACUUUUGGGGCCAGCUCUGCUUACUCAAAUUUCAAACAACAACAACAAAAUGUCGGUAAAAACAAUCAAGUUUUCAAUUCAUUGACUGAUAUGGAUAUUGUGGCUCAAUCAAUUUCAAUUAUUGCAAAAAAACUUUUAGGUAUUGAAAUUGAAAUCAAAAAAACCAAAAUCACCGAAAAAAGAGCUUCCAUUUUAGCUUCGUUCAUUAGGGUUAUCAAACAAUUUUUAGAAACUGGCAUUGUACCUGAAAUGCCUCAAAUUCCAUCGGAAUUGGUUAACUCUUUAAUUAUAAAUCCAAGUUCUGAAAGUGUCACUCAAAUUUAUAAUCCAGAAGAAAGUGAUUAUAUUUAUAAAUCUGGUUAUUUAAUAAAAAAAGGUUCUAAAGGCCCAUUGGUAGUUUGGAAGGAUCAAUGGAUUGUUUUAUCAUCAGAAAAAUUAUCAAUUUAUUCAAACCAAAACAAAACUAAAAAAUGUAAAAAAGAAAUCUCAUUAAAUUCAAUUGUUUCAAUUUCACCAAUUACCAAAUAUGAAUAUAAAUGUUGUUUUAUAGUAAAGGUCGCAGGAGGUGAAAAAUAUGUAUUUAGAGGGGCAAAUGACAAAGAGACAGCACUUUGGAUGCUGGCAAUAGAUGGCUUGCCAAGAAGAAAUUUCGAUACCAACCAAUCAUCUAUUAAUCUUUAUAUUAAAGAAACCUUGUUAGAGACCAUUGGUUCAAAUAUUUGUAAUUAUAGAAGAUCAGUAGCAGGAGGUGUUGUUAGAAGCAGUCAUGGUGAAGAGUGGACUUAUCGUGCAGAUGGUACAUUGUUCAAUACAGAUUUCUUGGAUACCUCAAUUCGUCCAAAAGAUAUCAAAUACAUUUGGAAUGGUCAGUUCCUUUUACCAGCCAAUGAUAGUGUACAUAAUUUAGGCAAUGGCAAAUGGAAUGGUGUUUGGUUGGCCUGGUAUAAUCCAAAUACAAGUGAACCUUUCUUAAAAUACAUUUGGGAUCAACAAAAUAAUGAAUAUUUAAAUCAAAAUACCAAAUUAUCAUAUAAAUGGUCUUCCCGUGGUUUGGUUUCAAAAAUAGGCAAUGGAGAAUGGUUGGUUGAAGGUCGUGUACCAGAAACCAUAGUAAUGUUUUUACAAUGUUUAAGAUAUAUCCGUCAUAAAGAAUUAAAUGGCUAUUAAAAAAAAAAAAAAAAAAAAAAAAAAAUUUGUAGUAUGUAUUAAAAAAAAAACCAAUUAAUUUUAGUUUUCAAAUCAAAUAUCAAAAAUAAUAGAAAUAUUAUUAAAUUACAAUCAAAAAAAAUAAAAUAAAAUAUAUUAUUUAUUUUCC
This is a messenger RNA of Dictyostelium purpureum, 2500 nucleotides long. RefSeq lists its product as uncharacterized. Bases 1 to 2352 code for a protein of 783 amino acids. The transcript is spliced from 2 exons. Lineage: Eukaryota; Evosea; Eumycetozoa; Dictyosteliales; Dictyosteliaceae. The record is from RefSeq and is a predicted model, not a curated record.